AUGUGCAGAGGGGACGUCUCCAAGCCAUGGCCGCCGACAUGCUGGGGGGCGCUGGCUCUGCCCUUGUUCAAGCGAGUAUGUACAUGUGCCGUGCCCUACCACUGCAGCUUGUGUUGGGGUAGCGACAAGGGCAAUCCGCAAUUUGUCAUGGCCAUAAUCCCAGCCACGGCACCGAUCUUCACGGCUCUCGGCUCAGCUAACCGCAGCUCCGUGUCGAGGUCGAGUCCCACGGGUCAGCAAGUCUAUCCACCCAUCCACUGUGGACUGCAGCGCGGAAUCUUUGCCCUGCCGCACUCGCCGUUCUACCUUCUGAAUGCGUCGCCGCGGUCGACAAGCGAGGUGGCCGCUAAUGCUCCUGCUGCCACUCUUUUUGCCUUUCUCUCUCUUUGUGUGGCAUCGGCAGCAGCGAAGCGCUCCGUUCGCUGUUUCUCAUUCUCCACGACAAGCCAUGCUGCCCGUAAUGCCGUCUGUCCUGGCUCGGGCAGUUUGCAGGCAGAUCUUCGACCGGGCGCCAACUUUCGAUCGAUUCACCCACCGGAGUUUUUUUGUGUGCCCAGUGCCAUGCCCAUGCAACACGAAGCCUAUAAUGGGACAUAUGAUAUGCCUGUACCGCAUUUUGCCCAUGGCACUAUGUGUCGCUUCAUAAGAGCAUUGGACGCCACCCCUAGCGCGUGA
Molecule: messenger RNA, 675 nt
Organism: Bipolaris victoriae FI3
Lineage: Eukaryota; Fungi; Ascomycota; Dothideomycetes; Pleosporales; Pleosporaceae
Exons: 3
Coding region: 1-675 (224 amino acids)
Source: RefSeq, a predicted model, not a curated record